This is a messenger RNA of Cyclocybe aegerita, 3162 nucleotides long. The record is from the annotation of a GenBank genome assembly. Lineage: Eukaryota; Fungi; Basidiomycota; Agaricomycetes; Agaricales; Hemipholiotaceae.
AUGGCCUCCGUGGCCGCACGCAAAAAGUCAAUAGUAUCAACAACAGGCCUCCACAUCGACACAAACACCCUCCUCAACAAGGCCGCGUCCCAGUCCACCUCCCUCUACCAGCAGUGCUCGUCCCUCAGAGCUCGCCUCCUCCACAUCCGCGGCUUCGCACACUACUUCUCCGUAUCCGCCGCCCCCGACGCUCGCCAGUCCACCGACCCAGUAACCCAGCUAUGGGACCUCUUCUCGACGGGCACGCCACUCUGCUACAUCUUCGAUCAGCUCCCCGAGGAGGCGGGGUUCAACAAAAUAAACUACUCCUCCUUCAAGCCCGACCAGCUCGAGGCAAACCCAGAUCGUGCAAAGAAGCAUGCCAUCGCCCUCUUCGCCAUGCAGAUCCGCGCAGAGAAGGUCACUCAGAACAUCCCCGGCUGCGAGUCGUUCACCGUCACCGACCUCUGGGAUCGUAACUCCACCGACGGUUUGGUCAAGGUUAUCAAUACCGUCACUGCCAUCGUCGACCACCUGCCCGCGGACGCUUUCGAUAACGAAGAACCGUCCCCCCGCACUCUCUCCCAAACCGCCUCAUUCGAUUCACUCACCGACACCCUCGCCACUCAACCCGCCAAUGCCCAGGAGACGGCACGGAAUAACAUCAUUAAGGAGAUGGUGGAGACUGAGCGUAAAUACGUGCAGGAUCUCGAGAUUAUGCAGAAAUACUCGACCGCCCUAUCACAGGCCAACCUCAUGGAUCAGGACACGAUCCACCUUCUAUUCCCCGGCCUCAACAAACUCCUCAAUUUCCAACGCAAGUUCCUAAUCCGUCUCGAGAGCACAGCAGAGUUGCCUUGGCAAGAUCAACGAUGGGGACAACACUUCCUCGAAAGCGAAGACGAGUUCAUUGUCUACGAGCCCUACUGUGCUAAUUAUACGAACGCGACGGAACUCAUGCUCGCCAACGAGCAAAACCUUGUACCACUGAACCACUUGAUCAACGUCAAAGGCGAGCUGCCCGGUUUGCUCAUCAAACCGAUCCAGCGCAUCUGCAAGUACCCCCUUCUCCUUGACUCUCUCAUCAAAGCUUGCUCGCCAGCAACGUACCCUCAUCUCGACGAACUUAAACAGGGAUCCGAUGCCGCAAAGCGUAUCACCGAUAAGAUCAACGAGGCACAACGGCGCGCCGAAAACGAGCAAACUGUCAAGUCUCUCCAUACCAGAAUCGACGAUUGGAAGGGCCACCAUUUGGAGAACUUUGGCGAGCUCCUCCUCGACGACGUCUUCGUGGUGACCAAGUCCGACAUUGAUCGGGAAUACCACGUCUUCCUCUUCGAGAAAAUCAUCCUCUGCUGCAAGGAGGCGAUUGCCCAGCCGCCCAAGGGCGCGAAAGGCGUGGCGAAGAAUGGCUCCAUCCUGAAGAAGCAGCUUGCUCCUCCGCCUCUUGCGCUCCCCGGUGGUGUUGGUACACCACAGAAGAACACCCCCCUUCUGCUCAAAGGCCGGAUCUUCCUCGGGAACGUCACACAGGCCGUCCCAGUCCCUGCCCGAGCCUCCCCAACGAUCGGUAUCCCCACGCAUUAUCCUCUAGCCGUGUGGUGGAAGGGCGAUGACGAUCUCGAAUUCUUCACCCUGCGCUGCCGACGCGAGGACCAGAUGCGGCAGUGGGAAGCGACCAUCAACCGCCUCAUCAAGGAAGCAGCCCAGCGAAGAGCGUCGGAGCGCACCGGCGGUAUGGCGCGCCUCAUCGCCAACAGCACGAAUCCGGCCCCGCAAGCGCGUAUCAUCAACAGCCUCUCCUCGCACUACUCCGCAGGCGCGACCAUGUCUUCCUAUUCCCACUCAUCGCAGUCGUCCACGAGCAACCCUGCCAUUCGCCGGCAUCCCAGCCAGUACAACCCCCACGACGACUACAUUGGCAGCAGCAGCGGCGCGUACAGCGCCGGUCCGCAGGGAUACCCACCGCACGACGGCUUCGACGUCGAUGCAGACGACGAGGACCUGGAGGAUUACCCCCCGGCGUCGCAGUAUGGGUCUUCGGGCCGGGGCACGCCCAUCUCGCGCCGGACGCCGAACUCGCUCAGCAUGCCGCCCGAGCGCGAGCCUGCGGUGGGUGUGGGCGGGUACGAGCGCCCGAGGGCGCAGACGGAGAGCACGGACGGGCCGGUCAUGGCGCAGUGGCGCUCGACGAACGGCGGGCUCCCGCCGCUGCCCUCGGGCUCGCUGCAGUCGCCCAACGGCGUCCUCCGCCCGAUCACGCCGCGCCUCACCUCGAACAUGAGCGCAAGCAGCUAUGCGUCGGACGCGAGCUUUGGGAAUGGGAUACCGCCCAAGUCGAGUCGCCCGCCGCUGCGCAGCCAGUUCAGCUCGACGAGGUUGCGGAGCGGGUAUGACAGCCCGAGUAGCGGUGUGGGUCCGUCGGCGGCGAAUGAUUAUAGGAACGGACGCUCGGCGACGCCUACGCUGAACGCGAAUGGCAGUACGGGGAGCAACAGCAGCAAUAAUGCGACGCUGACUGCGCCGCCGCCGAUGAAUAGGUCGAGGAGCGCGAGCCAGCCGAGUGCGUACGUGCCCCCGACGAAGAUGGCCCCGCCGCCGCCGCUGCCCAACCCCGCGCACCAGCACUGGAACCGCGAGAGGGAGCACCGCCAGCCGAAUGGGGUGCCGGUGGGAGUAGGGGGGGUGACGAACGGCAAGCGCGGGAGCGGGUCGAGCCAGUCGACGGGCGAGAGCUCGGACUACUCGCCCAACAGCUCCUCGCCGAUCACGCCGUUCGGGUCGAGCGAGUCGUCCCUCGGCGGCGUGGGCGUAGGCAUGGGGGCCAUCCGCCACUCGCGCUCGCGGGACUUUGACGGUGUCGUCAACGGCCACGCCAACGGCCACGCCAACGGCCACCAACACCAGAACCAGCACCCGCCCUCUCCGCCCGUCAAGGUGAAGGUGCACUUCCACGAAGACAUUUUCGUGAUCCAGGUACCCCGGUCGACGGAGUAUGGCGAUUUGGUGGAGAAGGUGGGAAGGAAGAUUAGGUUGUGUGGGCCGAGGAGGGACGAUGGCCCUCUACGUGUGAAGUACCGCGAUGAGGAUGGAGACAUGAUCUCGCUGGGAUCGACGGAGGAUGUCCAGAUGGCGUUUGAGCAGUACAGACCAGGAGGGCAGGUCACUCUGUUCGUCACAUGA